Messenger RNA from Pseudophryne corroboree (corroboree frog), 1042 nucleotides. RefSeq names its product cyclin-dependent kinase 15-like. The record is from RefSeq and is a predicted model, not a curated record. Lineage: Eukaryota; Metazoa; Chordata; Amphibia; Anura; Myobatrachidae. The transcript has 6 exons. The coding region runs from base 1 to 570 and encodes 189 amino acids.
AUGUAUCUCACGGUGAGGCUCUCCAUCAUGUAUCUCAUGGUGAGACUAUCCACCGUGUAUCUCACGUAUCUCACGGUGAGGCUCUCCAUCGUGUAUCUCACGGUGAGACUCUCCAUCGUGUAUCUCACGGUGAGACUCUCCAUCGUGCAUCUCACGGUGAGACUCUCCAUCGUGUAUCUCACGGUGAGACUCUCCAUCGUGUAUCUCACGUACAGAAUUUACAUAAAAAUGGCUUAUGGUAAUGGGAUUGCUCUUCAUGUAUUUUAUUUAGAAUGGCUGACGCUCAGUGAGAAGCAGACGUUUGGAAAUGUCUGGGACAGACUCAGCAGGACCAUGGGGGCGGAAGACCUUGCGUAUAAGAUGCUGAAAGGUUGCCCGCGGGACAGGACCACAGCCGAGGAUGGCCUGCUCCAUAAAUUCUUCAGUACUUUGCCGGGUCAGCUGUACCAGCUGUCUGAUGUGCGAUCCAUAUUCACGGUACCUGGGCUCUGCCUUAAACCAGAAAUCCGAGAUCUCCUAAUUCCACAUCAGAAAGUCUCCCUGCCGGCGGCACAUCACAAGCCUUGGUGAGUGGCAGACGGACACCUUGCUGCCAGCCCGGCUUCACCUGCUGAAUGUACCAGCGCUCCCUGCUUAUCUGACUCCCCCUCCCAGCCGCUGCCUUAUGAACAGAGACGCCAUCUUGAAACAAAGCAGUAGACUCAUGUAAUUUAUAUAAAGCUAACACAAUGGGAUGAGCUAAGUGCUGCACUUUUCCACUAAUGCUACGUCUGCCCAUGAGGAACGUGGUAAUAAUGCUCGCUCUACGCUGUACCCCACGGUAGCAUCACUUCCCCUCAUCGCGUCCUCCUGCAGUGAUCCAGAAACAACUCUCUGGCAGGAAUCACCUGAGACAGGAUGAGGCACAAAAUUAGUUUUUACAUUUUUUCCUAUUAUGUAAAAUGAAUAACUACGUUCUGCUGAAUUUCCUUCUGCUUUACUUCUAAGUUUGAUGUCAAAUCAUUGCUGAAAUCUUACAAUAUUAAAGUUGUAUAGAUCACUA